AUGUCUGAUCAAUCAAAGAAGAGAAAGGCGAGUCAAAAUGACUUGUGGGAGAUGGUUCCAUCAGAUCUCACAGACGAAGAUGAUAUUAAGGAGAUACCCAUCACCAAAAAUAUCAAGAGAAUUGCAGUACUUCAGAGAUAUUCAGCUUAUCAAAAAACCCUGAAUGCUCGAGUCCAGUUCAGUACAGCAGCUUCAACAUCGGCCGAGAGUGAGGCAAAACCAUCGCUGUCUUUUCUUGAGAAGCACAGUACUCAAAUGAUUGAUAUUUAUGUCGGGGAAGAAAAGAUAUUGUUUCGUGUUUACAAAGACACUUUAUGCAACAAGAUUGAAUUCUUCGAUAGGAUGUUCAACGGAAAAUUCAAAGAAGCGAACGAGAACGCGGCGGUACUCCCAGAAGAUGAUCCCGAAGCUUUCGAUAUGUUAAUUUUUCGCAAAAAGUUGCAUCUUUGGGUUUUAGCGGACAAGCUUUGCUUGGCAAAUCUACAAGAUUAUGUUAUGAACAUCUGGCGAGGCGAAGACAAGAUUGGCGAAAUUUACUACACAGCUGAAGAGUUCCAGUAUAUUUUUGGGAAGACAGCAAGCAAAUCACCACCCCGCCAGUAUGCUGCCCGUAUGCUUCGAUUCCAGUCAUUGAAACGACCAACUGUGGGGCGUGAGUACUUGACCGAUUCUUAUGGCGAACCCAUUCCAUUAUCUGGUGUUGAUGUGACCGCCCUCACUGAGCUCCUAGCCAAAGAUAAGGAAAUGUUGGAGAGUUAUUUGGAAUUGGCAGGAAGAACGAACGAUUUGAGUGGCAAUGAGAUGGAUCCCAGAGUGAUGGAUCUAUAUUGA
Messenger RNA from Botrytis byssoidea, 831 nucleotides. RefSeq lists its product as uncharacterized. Lineage: Eukaryota; Fungi; Ascomycota; Leotiomycetes; Helotiales; Sclerotiniaceae. The coding region runs from base 1 to 831 and encodes 276 amino acids. The transcript is spliced from 3 exons. The record is from RefSeq and is a predicted model, not a curated record.